AUGCCGGCGGGCUGUCCCCUGUCCCCAGCCUCCGACAGGUACCGGCACCAGGAGGCAGCCAAGGAGACGCUGGCGCAGGGGCGGUGGCGCUGCAUCCUGUGCGGCAAGCGGUUCACGGCAGAGCGGCACAUCGAUCUCCACCUGGCCAACCGCCAUGCCCACCUGGAGGAGCAGCAGCAGCUGCAGGAGGACUGCUUGGAGCUGGCGGCGCGCUGCUUCCCUCCGCACGGCGGCGACGGCAGCGCCCAGCGCCUGCACGCCCUGCUGGCCGGCCGGCUGUGCAAGGCGCACACGUGCGACACGCGGCGCAAGCGCUCCCGCACCCUGGCGGUGGCACAGGCGCACCGCAGGUGGCGGGGCCGCUGGAGCUUCACCCUAGCUGCCGGCCUCGUCGUGCUGGCAACCUUCUGGCUGCUGCUGUGGCUCGUCUGCACCGACAACGGCGCCACCAGCCCCACCUACCGGCGAGCGGCUGCCGUGCGGCGGCGCCUGGAGGCGGCGGCAGCCAGCGGCGGCCAGCAGCUCCCUCACAGCCGCAGCCUGAUUCAUCGCGCCCGGGGCAAGACAUCUGUGCCGUGA
Molecule: messenger RNA, 579 nt
Organism: Chlorella variabilis
Lineage: Eukaryota; Viridiplantae; Chlorophyta; Trebouxiophyceae; Chlorellales; Chlorellaceae
Exons: 4
Coding region: 1-579 (192 amino acids)
Source: RefSeq, a predicted model, not a curated record